Molecule: messenger RNA, 1196 nt
Organism: Danaus plexippus (monarch butterfly)
Lineage: Eukaryota; Metazoa; Arthropoda; Insecta; Lepidoptera; Nymphalidae
Gene: TBPH
Product: TAR DNA-binding protein 43-like
Exons: 1
Coding region: 185-1102 (305 amino acids)
Biological process (GO): regulation of gene expression
Cellular component (GO): nucleoplasm
Molecular function (GO): RNA binding
Source: RefSeq, a predicted model, not a curated record
GUCACGCUGACGUCAUACGUCAAAUGAUGUACAAACGUACUUGCGUACAAAAUAAUUAAGACUUAGAAAUCAUAUUUCUAGUCAAUCCCCAACAAAUAACACUCCAAGGCGGCUUUAUGUCUUGGAGGCUUAGAUGAUAAAAAAAAAUGACGACUGCGCGUGUUAAUGUUGCUUUGUGAGCGCAAUGUCGAUAGAGUACGUGGUGGUGAGCGAGGGCGAACAAGACGAGCCCAUCGAACUGCCCACCGAGGAAGACGGUUCUCUACUUCUGAGCACAAUAUCCGCUCAAUUCGUGGGCGCUAGCGGCCUGAAAUAUCGUGCUGGAGGUCGACUUCGUGGACUUCGUCUGACUGAGGAUCGAGUGCUGCCGCCAGCUGAAGGCUGGGGAGCACAUCGUUAUUUUUGCGCCUUUCCACGUGUGGAUAUACCAACCGCUACAACAAGGCCACGUUGCUCUGACCUCAUAGUACUUGGUCUGCCUUGGAAAACUGGUGAAGAAACAGUUCGAGAGUAUUUUUCUACAUUCGGUGAUUUGUUAAUGGUACAAGUAAAACGGGAUACAAAGACGGGGUUAUCUAAAGGUUUUGGUUUUAUUAAGUUUGCUGAAUAUGACGCCCAGCUUCGUGCUCUGGGUAGGCGGCAUAUGAUCGAUGGGCGCUGGUGUGACGUUCGUAUUCCUAACAGUAAGGAUGGCAGUUCUGCAGCGCACCGAAAAGUCUUUGUGGGUCGUUGCACCGAAAGCCUCACAGCUGAUGAUCUACGUGAAUACUUUGGUGCAUUUGGACAGGUGACAGAUGUCUUUGUACCCAAACCAUUUCGGGCAUUCAGUUUUGUAACAUUUCUAGAUCCAGAAGUAGCUCAGUCCCUGUGUGGCCAGGACCAUGUCAUCAAAGGUGUGUCUGUCAACAUUUCAACUGCCUCCCCUAAGAGAGAACACAGUGGCCGUUCUCAGUUGUUGGGCUGGAGUUUGCUGGAGGGUGCGGCGCCACGUGUUUACAGCUGGCCUCCUGAUGCUUGGCAGCAUUCGGCACACUCGGCCCACUCUGCACAUUCACACUCUACGGCACCACCUGAUGCUAAGCCCUACCUCAAAUAUGAGUGAAAACAGCCAUUGCCCUCCUUGUUAAUAACUCACAGAUUUUAUAUGAAAGGAAAUAUGUAAAUAAUAAUAUAUAAUAUAGACAGAUUAACUUGUU